Cotesia congregata is the source of this 855-nucleotide messenger RNA. NCBI's taxonomy places the organism in Eukaryota, Metazoa, Arthropoda, Insecta, Hymenoptera, Braconidae. The record is from the annotation of a GenBank genome assembly.
AUGAAGGACAUACAAUUGCAGCUUGAAAAAGAUGGAUACGUUGUUCUCGAAGAUUUCUUCUCUCCGGAAGAAGUUGAAGAAAUGAAGGCUUGUGGCGAAGAUUUUACAAAUAAUCUACCUCCAGAAAAUCAGAGAAAAGUUUUUAAUACUAUUGAACUUCAACAAAAUAAGGAUGAAUAUUUUAUGGACAGCGCUCACAAAAUAAGCUAUUUUUUUGAGUCAGAAUCAUUAGAAGACAAUGGAAAGUUAAAAGUUCAUCCAAGAGUAUCAUUAAACAAGGUAGGCCACGCACUUCACUGGCUUCAUCCAACUUUCAAAAGAGUAACAUUUGAUGAAAGGAUAAAAGAAACAGCAUUUCAAUUAAACUUCCAAGAGCCAGCAGUCUGUCAGUCGAUGUACAUCUACAAAAAUCCAGGACUAGGUUCAGAAGUGAUAGCUCACCAAGACGCAUCGUACCUGCACGUGGAGCCGAUGAAGCUAGUCGGGUUUUGGAUAGCGCUGGACGAUGCGACCCUAGAGAACGGGUGCUUGUGGGUCGCCCCGGGUUCCCACAAGAGCGGAGUCCAUCGGCGAUACAUCAGGAACAAAGAUUACCCCGAGUCGUCGAAAGAUAUCUUGAUAUACGACCGAGGAACCCCUUGUUAUCCGGCCAGUAACUUCCGCGCAGUCCCAGUACGCAGAGGCUCCUGUAUUCUUCUCCACGGGCUGGUUGUCCACUUCUCCAAAGCCAACAAGAGCGAUAAAUCACGGCACGCAUACACUUUUCAUGUUAUUGAAACUAAGCUGACCACCUACGCUAAAGACAACUGGCUCCAACCCCCGGAGGGUGGCUUUCCUCUUCUUUAUAAAAAUUAG